CACCCCCAAGCACUCGCCGCGCGACUCGCCCUUUCGCCAGCCCGGGCCACAGCGCCUCCCAGAAGCUCCCCCAGCCCCAGCCACCGGGACCAGACUCUCGUCUCCCUCACCGCCCCCUCUCCAGUCCGUCCUCUCCGAGGUCUCCAUCGGGCACCGACCUCGCCCUGCCCCGCUGGACACCGCAGCAGCAGCCCCGGCAGCGCCGGGACAAAAUGGGAGACUGAGGCUAUCCCGCGGGGACCAGCUCUUGGCCAAGGCGGAUCGGUGCGUCGGGCCGGGCCAAGUGGAUCCGGGGAUGCAGGGCUAGACCGCCUCCAGCGCCUCAGAGAGGAGCGGGCCCGGCCCGGGGCCCGAGCGGCGGCGGCGGCAGCGGCAGCUGGCACAGCUCCGCGCCCGCCCUUCGCUUUCGCCUUUCCUCUUCUCCCUCCCCUGCUGCCCGGAGGAGUCUCCACCCUGCUUCUCUUUCUCUCCCCCCUCCUGCCCAUCUCGGGACCGGGAGCCCUCCAUGGCGAAGGCGGCCGGGGCCCGCUAGGCUGAAGCACUUCGCCGGAGCGACGAGGCUGGUGGCGACGGCGCUGUCGGCUGUCGUGAGGGGCUGCCGGGUGGGAUGCGACUUUGGGCGUCCGAGCGGCUGUGGGUCGCCGUCGCCCCCGGCCCGGGGUCUGGAGAGCGGAGAUCCCCUCAGUGAGGGGGAGGAGGGGGAACCGGGCGCACCUGGUGACCCUGGGGUUCCGGCUCCUCCGCCCCGCGGCCGCGAACCCACCGCCGGAGGAAGUUGGUUGAAAUUGCUUUCCGCUGCUGGUGCUGGUACGAGGGUAUUGUCACAGUAGCAGCAACAUGUCGACUGGGGACAGUUUUGAGACUCGGUUUGAAAAAAUCGACAACCUGCUGCGGGAUCCCAAAUCGGAAGUGAAUUCAGAUUGUUUGCUGGAUGGAUUGGAUGCUUUGGUAUAUGAUUUGGAUUUUCCUGCCUUAAGAAAAAACAAAAAUAUUGACAACUUUUUAAGCAGAUAUAAAGACACAAUAAAUAAAAUUAGAGAUUUACGAAUGAAAGCUGAAGAUUAUGAAGUAGUGAAGGUGAUUGGUAGAGGUGCAUUUGGAGAAGUUCAAUUGGUAAGGCAUAAAUCCACCAGGAAGGUAUAUGCUAUGAAGCUUCUCAGCAAAUUUGAAAUGAUUAAGAGAUCCGAUUCUGCUUUUUUCUGGGAAGAAAGGGACAUCAUGGCUUUUGCUAACAGUCCUUGGGUUGUUCAGCUAUUUUAUGCAUUCCAAGAUGAUCGUUAUCUCUACAUGGUAAUGGAAUACAUGCCUGGUGGAGAUCUUGUAAACUUAAUGAGCAACUAUGAUGUGCCUGAAAAAUGGGCCCGAUUUUAUACUGCAGAAGUGGUUCUUGCAUUGGAUGCAAUCCAUUCCAUGGGUUUUAUUCAUAGAGAUGUGAAGCCUGAUAACAUGCUGCUGGAUAAAUCUGGACAUUUGAAGUUAGCAGAUUUUGGUACUUGUAUGAAGAUGAAUAAGGAAGGUAUGGUACGAUGUGAUACAGCAGUUGGGACACCUGAUUAUAUUUCCCCUGAAGUACUAAAAUCUCAAGGUGGUGAUGGUUAUUAUGGACGAGAAUGUGACUGGUGGUCAGUUGGGGUAUUUUUAUAUGAAAUGCUUGUAGGUGAUACACCAUUUUAUGCAGAUUCUCUGGUUGGAACUUAUAGUAAGAUUAUGAACCAUAAAAAUUCACUUACCUUCCCUGAUGAUAAUGACAUAUCAAAAGAAGCAAAAAAUCUUAUUUGUGCCUUCCUUACUGACAGAGAGGUGAGAUUAGGGCGGAAUGGUGUAGAAGAAAUCAAACGACAUCUCUUCUUCAAAAAUGAUCAGUGGGCUUGGGAAACACUCCGAGACACUGUAGCGCCAGUUGUACCUGAUUUAAGUAGUGACAUUGACACAAGUAACUUUGAUGACUUGGAAGAAGAUAAAGGAGAUGAAGAAACAUUCCCUAUACCUAAAGCUUUUGUUGGCAAUCAACUACCCUUUGUAGGAUUUACAUAUUAUAGCAAUCGUAGAUACUUAUCUUCAGCAAAUCCUAAUGAAAACAGAACUAGCUCUAAUGUGGAUAAAAGCUUGCAGGAAAAUUUGCAAAAAACAAUUUAUAAGCUGGAAGAACAGUUGCAUAAUGAAAUGCAAUUAAAAGAUGAAAUGGAGCAGAAGUGCAGAACUUCAAACAUAAAACUCGACAAGAUAAUGAAAGAAUUGGAUGAAGAGGGGAAUCAAAGAAGAAACCUAGAGUCUACAGUGUCUCAGAUUGAGAAGGAGAAAAUGUUGCUACAGCAUAGAAUUAAUGAGUACCAAAGAAAAGCAGAACAGGAAAAUGAGAAGAGGAGGAAUGUAGAAAAUGAAGUUUCUACAUUAAAGGAUCAGUUGGAAGACUUAAAGAAAGUCAGUCAGAAUUCACAUCUUGCUAAUGAGAAGCUGGCACAAUUACAAAAGCAGCUAGAAGAAGCCAAUGACUUACUUAGGACAGAAUCAGACACAGCUGUAAGAUUAAGGAAGAGUCACACCGAGAUGAGCAAAUCAAUUACUCAGCUAGAGUCCCUGAAUAGAGAAUUGCAGGAGAGAAAUAGAAUUUUGGAGAAUUCCAAGUCACAAAUGGACAAGGAUUAUUACCAGCUGCAAGCUGUAUUAGAAGCUGAACGAAGAGACAGAGGUCAUGAUUCUGAGAUGAUUGGAGACCUACAAGCUCGAAUUACAUCUUUACAAGAGGAGGUGAAGCAUCUCAAACAUAAUCUUGAAAGAGUGGAAGGAGAAAGAAAAGAGGCUCAAGACAUGCUUAAUCAUUCAGAAAAGGAAAAGAAUAACUUAGAAAUAGAUUUAAACUACAAGCUUAAAUCAUUACAGCAAAGGUUAGAACAAGAGGUAAAUGAACAUAAAGUAACCAAAGCUCGUUUAACUGACAAACAUCAAUCUAUUGAAGAGGCCAAGUCUGUUGCAAUGUGUGAGAUGGAAAAAAAGCUGAAGGAAGAGAGAGAAGCUCGAGAGAAGGCUGAAAAUAGGGUUGUUCAGAUUGAGAAGCAGUGUUCCAUGCUAGAUGUUGAUCUAAAACAAUCUCAGCAGAAGCUAGAGCAUUUGACUGAAAAUAAAGAAAGGAUGGAGGAUGAAGUUAAGAAUCUAUCCCUGCAACUGGAGCAGGAGUCAAAUAAGCGACUCUUGUUACAAAAUGAAUUGAAGACCCAAGCAUUUGAGGCAGACAAUUUAAAAGGUUUAGAAAAGCAGAUGAAACAGGAAAUAAAUACUUUAUUGGAAGCAAAGAGAUUAUUAGAGUUUGAAUUAGCUCAGCUUACAAAACAAUACAGAGGAAAUGAAGGACAGAUGCGGGAGCUACAAGAUCAGCUUGAAGCUGAGCAGUAUUUCUCGACACUUUAUAAAACCCAGGUAAAGGAACUUAAGGAAGAAAUUGAAGAAAAAAACAGAGAAAAUUCAAAGAAAAUACAGGAACUACAAAGUGAAAAAGAAACUCUUGCUACUCAGUUGGAUCUAGCAGAAACAAAAGCCGAGUCUGAGCAGUUGGCUCGAGGGCUUCUGGAAGAGCAGUAUUUUGAAUUGACCCAAGAAAGCAAGAAAGCUGCUUCAAGAAAUAGACAAGAGAUUACAGAUAAAGAGCACACUGUUAGUCGGCUCGAAGAAACGAACAGUAUGCUAACCAAAGAUAUUGAAUUAUUAAGAAAAGAAAAUGAAGAGCUAACUGAUAAAAUGAGGAAGGCAGAGGAAGAAUAUAAACUGAAGAAGGAGGAGGAGAUCAAUAAUCUUAAGGCUGUCUUUGAAAAGAAUAUCAAUACAGAACGAACCCUUAAAACACAGGCUGUUAACAAGUUGGCAGAAAUUAUGAAUCGGAAAGACUUUAAAAUUGAUAGAAAGAAAGCUAAUACACAGGAUUUGAGAAAGAAAGAAAAGGAAAAUCGAAAGCUACAACUUGAACUCAACCAAGAAAGAGAGAAGUUCAACCAGAUGGUAGUGAAACAUCAGAAGGAACUGAAUGACAUGCAAGCGCAAUUGGUAGAAGAAUGUACACAUAGGAAUGAACUUCAGAUGCAGUUGGCUAGCAAAGAGAGUGACAUUGAGCAAUUGCGUGCGAAACUUUUGGACCUAUCAGAUUCUACAAGUGUUGCUAGUUUUCCUAGUGCUGAUGAAACUGAUGGAAACCUUCCAGAAUCAAGAAUUGAAGGUUGGCUUUCAAUACCAAAUAGAGGAAAUAUCAAAAGAUACGGCUGGAAGAAACAGUAUGUUGUGGUAAGCAGCAAAAAAAUUUUGUUCUAUAACGAUGAACAAGAUAAGGAACAAUCCAAUCCAUCUAUGGUAUUGGACAUUGAUAAAUUGUUUCAUGUUCGUCCUGUAACCCAAGGAGAUGUAUACAGAGCUGAAACUGAAGAAAUUCCUAAAAUAUUCCAGAUAUUAUACGCAAAUGAAGGUGAAUGUAGAAAAGACGUAGAGAUGGAACCAGUACAACAAGCUGAGAAAACUAAUUUUCAAAACCACAAAGGUCAUGAGUUCAUUCCUACCCUCUACCACUUUCCCGCCAACUGUGAGGCCUGUGCCAAACCUCUCUGGCAUGUUUUUAAGCCACCCCCUGCCCUGGAAUGUCGAAGGUGCCACGUUAAGUGCCACAGAGAUCACUUAGAUAAGAAAGAGGACUUAAUUUCUCCAUGUAAAGUAAGUUAUGAUGUAACAUCAGCAAGAGAUAUGCUGCUACUAGCAUGUUCUCAGGAUGAACAAAAAAAAUGGGUAACUCAUUUAGUAAAGAAGAUUCCUAAGAAUCCACCAUCUGGUUUUGUUCGUGCGUCGCCUCGAACACUUUCUACAAGAUCCACUGCAAAUCAGUCUUUCCGGAAAGUGGUCAAAAAUACAUCUGGAAAAACUAGGUAA
Physeter macrocephalus (sperm whale) is the source of this 4902-nucleotide messenger RNA. It is a transcript of the gene ROCK1, whose product is annotated as Rho associated coiled-coil containing protein kinase 1. The record is from RefSeq and is a predicted model, not a curated record. Gene Ontology annotation, biological process: actomyosin structure organization; cortical actin cytoskeleton organization; Rho protein signal transduction. NCBI's taxonomy places the organism in Eukaryota, Metazoa, Chordata, Mammalia, Artiodactyla, Physeteridae. The transcript has 32 exons. Gene Ontology annotation, cellular component: cytoskeleton; cytoplasmic stress granule; cytoplasm. Bases 838 to 4902 code for a protein of 1354 amino acids. Gene Ontology annotation, molecular function: Rho-dependent protein serine/threonine kinase activity; small GTPase binding; ATP binding.